CUGGGCGAGCUGGGCCGGGCGGCGCGUCUGUCGCUGGGCGAGGCGGAGCGGCGGCGGGAGGAGGAGGGCGUCCGCCGGCACCAGGUCAACGUCUACCUCAGCGACCGCAUCUCCCUCCACCGACGACUCCCCGAGCGGAGGAACCCCCGAUGCAGAGAGAAGAAAUACCAUUAUUAUGACCUACCAAAGACUUCUGUUAUAAUAGCUUUUUAUAACGAGGCUUGGUCAACACUUCUGAGAACGGUUCACAGUGUUCUUGAGACAUCUCCCAAUAUCCUCCUAGAAGAAGUCAUUCUGGUGGAUGAUUACAGUGAUAAAGAACACUUAAAGGAGAAAUUGGAAAACUAUGUGGCUAAUUUACGCAAGGUUCGGCUGAUCCGAGCAAAUAAGAGAGAAGGCCUGGUCCGAGCGAGGCUGCUGGGAGCCUCAAUGGCAAAAGGAGAUGUUCUGACUUUCCUCGAUUGCCACUGCGAAUGCCACGAAGAAUGGCUUGAGCCAUUGUUGGAAAGAAUUAAAGAAGAACCAUCAGCAGUUGUCUGCCCUGUGAUCGAUGUGAUCGACUGGAACACAUUUGAGUACUUGGGAAAUGCCGGGGAGCCGCAGAUUGGUGGCUUUGACUGGAGGCUGGUCUUCACUUGGCACGACAUCCCAGAAAGAGAGCAAAAACAGAGAAGGUCCAAGACGGAUGUCAUCAGGUCUCCAACUAUGGCUGGCGGACUGUUUGCUGUCAAUAAGAAUUACUUUAGCUACCUGGGCUCUUAUGACACAGGAAUGGAAGUCUGGGGAGGAGAAAACCUUGAAUUUUCGUUCCGGAUCUGGCAGUGUGGAGGAAGCCUUGAGAUCCAUCCUUGUUCCCACGUAGGCCACGUUUUCCCAAAGCAAGCUCCCUAUUCACGGGCAAAGGCUUUGGCAAACAGUGUUCGUGCUGCAGAAGUGUGGAUGGAUGAAUACAAAGACCUUUAUUACCAUAGAAAUCCACAUGCCCGUAUGGAGCCCUAUGGAGACGUGACAGACAGAAGAGUGCUCCGGCAAAGGCUCAAAUGCAAGGAUUUCAAGUGGUACUUGGAGAAUAUUUACCCAGAACUUCAUGUGCCAGAGGACAGGCCUGGCUUCUUUGGAAUGCUGAAAAACAGAGGGAUGGUAAAUUAUUGCUUUGAUUAUAACCCUCCUAACGAACAUGAAGUAACAGGACACAGAGUCAUCCUGUACCCUUGUCAUGGCAUGGGACAAAACCAGUUUUUUGAGUACACGUCCCACCAUGAAAUCCGUUACAAUACCCGGCAUCCUGAAGCCUGUGCAGCUGUUGAUCCAGGAACAGAUUAUUUGAUAAUGUACCUGUGUGAAAACAAUAUCCAGAACAUUCCUGAAAACCAGAAAUUUGCUCUCCAAGAGGAUGGCAGUUUAAUUCAUAUGCAGACCCAGAAGUGCCUACAAGCUGAAGCCAAUGCUCACAAUGGCAGCCCAGCACCUUUAUUACGACCCUGCACCAAUUCAGAAUAUCAGAAAUGGUUCUUCAAAGAAAGAAGCUGAUGGAGAAAUGACAGGAUAACCCCUGGCAGUCAAACAGGAAAACACACAACUAUUUUUGUAUGUUGAAGAGUUGAA
Gekko japonicus is the source of this 1605-nucleotide messenger RNA. It is a transcript of the gene GALNT12, whose product is annotated as polypeptide N-acetylgalactosaminyltransferase 12. The transcript has 10 exons. The record is from RefSeq and is a predicted model, not a curated record. Lineage: Eukaryota; Metazoa; Chordata; Lepidosauria; Squamata; Gekkonidae. Gene Ontology annotation, cellular component: Golgi apparatus. The annotation marks the transcript as partial.